Molecule: messenger RNA, 1344 nt
Organism: Anguilla anguilla (European eel)
Lineage: Eukaryota; Metazoa; Chordata; Actinopteri; Anguilliformes; Anguillidae
Product: immunoglobulin alpha-2 heavy chain-like
Exons: 8
Coding region: 227-1195 (322 amino acids)
Source: RefSeq, a predicted model, not a curated record
ACUCAUCAUUCACGCACAGUAUAGACUCUCAAAUAAGCCUGCCUGCGAGUCUAUGUGGGAGGAUCUAAGAUAGCUCUAUAGCCUUUACCUGUGUUUACGCGUAUCUAAAGGUGUUGGGUACAUUCGGACUCGCCAUUUCCCGUGUAGUCGUUGUGGUCUGGCAAGCGGCUCACGAGUCUGUAGUUCACAUAAUGCUUUUCAUACGGAUUUGUUUCAUGCGGUGGAUAUGAGGGAGGACAAAAUGCGCGCCUGGUUACUGAUACUGUAUUACAUUUAUGCUCUGAAAGCUCAGGAUCCAGUGGUGGUCCAGUCUCCAGAGCGGGUGCUGGUGGAGGAUGGCGGCAUCGUUAGUUUACAGUGCAGUUUGAAAGUAGUAGGUUCACGUUGCUAUACCGUUAUUUGGAUGAAAACAGACCCCAGAACCAAGAUGCUUAGCACCCUACCCUACCCUAACACCGAUAUGGGCGCAAAUGGCGGAAAAGGGCCUACAUGCUUUUUCACCAUUAAAAAUGCUACAGUUCAGGACUCCGGGAUUUACUACUGUUCUGUGGUGUUUGGCACGAUGACUUACUUCGGCAGCGGGUCAACUGUAAUAGUGACACAAGCUACAGAAAAUAGAACCAAGCCUCCGCCAGUGGAGAUUCUCUGGCCUCGUAGUGUCACACCCCGCAUCCCUCUCCUUUGUGUGAUUUCUGGAGUCGUCCCGUCUCAAGUCCGUGUGUUCUGGGUCAUAGACGGGGAAGAGGACAGCGGGUUGACAGAAUCCCUUUGGACCAAAGACAGCGAUGGUAUCGUAGAGUCCACCCUAAACCAGAUUCUGGUCUCCGCGGAGGAGUGGGAAAGAGGAGUAUUGUGCACGUGCGUGGUAGAGUUUGCCGGAAUGAACAUUUCUAAAAGCGUACAAAAUCAAGCCCAUGUUACAGGGAGCAGUGACGUGUGCACGCUGCUCCUCUACGGAAUCAUAGCUGGGACGGGCCUCACCAUCAUCGUGGCGAUCUCCAUUGCCGUCUUCUUGCAUGGCGGGUGUUCUGUGAAAAGUGACGGAAACGCACGGGAACAGAGAAGAGAGACAGGCUUGGACCACAGACAACACCGUUCUGAGAGGGAAGGAGGAAGAAGGUCGGGAAUUGAUCAGACUACUACGGGGGUGCUGUACGCCAGCUUGGAAGAAGCAAGUUUAGCAAGACGGACGUAGAGACCUGUUUUUCCCAGUUACAACUGAAUUCUGUGGCGAUUUCACAUCUUGUGAUUUUAAAACCCCCUCAUAAUGUUAUUGCGAAGGGCUUGCAAUGUUUCCUAUAUUAAACCAAGCUUAAAUGCAAAUAAUAAAAACUGUCCACACUA